Molecule: messenger RNA, 534 nt
Organism: Protopolystoma xenopodis
Lineage: Eukaryota; Metazoa; Platyhelminthes; Monogenea; Polystomatidea; Polystomatidae
Source: the annotation of a GenBank genome assembly
AUGUCACAUUCCUGCAUCUCACUCUUUCUUUAUCUUGACUCUCUUUCUAAAGCCAUUCCACCACCGAAAAUUAUUGAGCUGAAGCAAUUGCCCGCUCGCUAUACUCGGGCCGCCUAUCAGUCUGAACGCGACGUAUUGCUUUCUCAUCUACUGCAGAUGUCAAGCAAGUCGCCCAGCCCCUCGCAAGGGGUUGCGGAUUGCGGCUUGGCGGACGUUGGGAUGCGGGACUUUGUUGCAACUCGACUUACAGAGCUACUGCCGAUACGUAUGACUUUGAAUAAAAGUCAUCUGGUCGGUGAAGCUAGUGGCCUUAUGGCUGCCAGCGAGGAUGUGCUCGCCCGGCUGACAGGCGGCGGGCCCGGGGAGUCGAACACUCUGGGCGCAGAUGAGACCAGAAGGCAGCCUCCAAAGGAGACAGAACAAGUACAAGUGGUACACAAGCCUAGAAUUAUGUCAUUAUUUAUGUAUCAGUUAUUGUUUUUUACUUGUCUUCCAUUAGUAUUCUCACAAGAUGCCAAUAGUGCUAUAAUAUGA